CAGCGGGACCCAUGCACUCCAUGAUCUGUUCCUGCCGGAUGGAACCGACGGGAACAGCGCCAGACAAAAGCGGGAACUAAAUUUUCAGCACUCACAGAGUCACAGCGCGCUCAGUCUUCAGUGGCACUCCCCGUCCAGCCAAUCUCGCCCAUGCCAAUCUCCGUCCAUCCGGACCCUGGAUUUUUUUCCCUUCCUUGACAUCGCGACUGCCCCCCAGCUGGGGUUGCUCCAGGGACCAGAGACCGGUCACCGCAUCCACGCACUUGGCGUAACGUAGAAGGUACUGUAUAGAACAAGGCUGCUGUGCCGUGUUUCAACGACAACAGGACAACAUGGGAAAGAAGGGCGGCGGUCGUCUUCUUCAGGCCGCAAAGGCUGCGAAACAAGGUGGUGGUGGUCCACCGGCAAAGAAGCAAAAAAAGAGCCACGGCUCCGGCCCCGCGCAACAUCAAAAACAAAAGCAACAAUCCACAAAGCCCUCCGCUUCCUCCGCUGCCUCCGCAGCCCCGCCCCCGCUCUCUUCUUCCUCGACGUCCGGCUCCAAGAAGCAACACAAGCAAAAGCAGCAUUCCGAUCCAACAAUACCCUUCAGCCCCGACGAAAACAUCCUCCUCGUCGGCGAUGGCGACCUCAGCUUCGCCGCCUCCCUGGUCGAGCACCACCACUGCACCAACCUGACCGCCACCGUCUACGAAAAGGACCUCGACGAGCUCUCCACGAAAUAUCCCCACGUGCGCGCCAACGUCGACAAGAUCUCUGCCGUGCCCGGCUGCAAGGUUCUCUACAACGUCGACGCGCGGCGCAUGGCGCCCUUUGCCCACAAAACCAAAGACAAGCAGACGGGCCGGGUCGAGCAGACCGGCACAAUGGACCGCAUCAUCUUCAACUUCCCGCACGUCGGCGGCAAGUCGACCGACGUCAACCGCCAGGUGCGCUACAACCAGGAGCUGCUGGUCAACUUCUUCAAGCGCUCCUUCCUCUCGCUGGCCCCCGGCGGUUCGGUGAUUGUCACCCUGUUCGAGGGCGAGCCCUACACGCUGUGGAACAUCAGGGAUCUGGCAAGGCAUUCGGACCUGGCCGUCGAGAAGAGCUUCAAGUUCCAGGCCAGGGUGUAUCCGGGCUAUCACCAUGCUAGGACGCUCGGGGUCGUCAAGAACAAGAAGGGAGAGGCGGCGGAGGGCGCCUGGAAGGGUGAGGAGAGGCCGGCCAGGAGUUAUGUCUUUGUUAGGAAGGAUGAUGUGCCGAAGCCGCCGGCGCCGGGGAUGGGGAAGAAGAGGAAGGUGGAGGAGUCGGAUGAUGAGGAUGAAGAGGAGGAUGAUGAUUGGGGGAGUGGAGAGGAUGACUUGGAGGAGGAGUUGGGUGAUGACGCUGAGGGCGAUGUGGACGAUGCUGAAGAUGCGGCGGACGAUAACUGAGUGACCGGAUCACCAGUUCACUCGUCGAGUGAGGCGCGCACACCGUAUACAGCCCUGGAGUUUAUGACGCAAUCGAUGUGGUCGGGGCCCAUACGAUGUAUUCUCCUGGAUGCCGAUCUCUUGACCGGAAACGGGUUGCGUUCAAGCUCAGACACCAUCGAGAUAGUCGCUCUAUGGCGUUGCUCGGGACUACC
Neurospora tetraspora is the source of this 1609-nucleotide messenger RNA. RefSeq lists its product as uncharacterized. Lineage: Eukaryota; Fungi; Ascomycota; Sordariomycetes; Sordariales; Sordariaceae. The transcript has a single exon. Gene Ontology annotation, biological process: rRNA base methylation. Gene Ontology annotation, molecular function: rRNA (uridine-N3-)-methyltransferase activity. Bases 333 to 1415 code for a protein of 360 amino acids. The record is from RefSeq and is a predicted model, not a curated record.